Messenger RNA from Parathielavia appendiculata, 1609 nucleotides. RefSeq lists its product as uncharacterized. The record is from RefSeq and is a predicted model, not a curated record. The transcript is spliced from 2 exons. NCBI's taxonomy places the organism in Eukaryota, Fungi, Ascomycota, Sordariomycetes, Sordariales, Chaetomiaceae. The coding region runs from base 149 to 1414 and encodes 421 amino acids.
UCAAGGGUGAUUCAGGUUCCUGGCGAUAUGUCAAGCUCCUGGAUACUUAUCUAGCUGCUCUUCCAUUCCUUCCUCCCCUCAGGGCGAAGUGGACAUCCCAUCCCGUCUUCCUGUCUGAAGAAAUCGCGGCACCUAAGCUUAGGCCAAGAUGACGUAUCACGGACUCCCUACGUGGCACGUUUCCUUGGAGCUCUCCGACGAUGUUGGAGGCUUCGACUUCAACACCCUGCCGACAGCAGGCUACACGGCCGGCAUCGAUGGUUCAUUCUACGCGCCGUCUGAUUCAGCCUACGCCCCCUCAAGCUACGGUCCUCUUACGCCAAGCUCUGACCAGUCAACUCCCUCUUUCUCGGGUUCCUUCAACUUCGGUUCUUCGUUCGCUUCAUCCGUGGACCCGGUUCCGUUUGAUCUUGGUCUUACUCCGCCUCCAUCGACGACAUAUACGCGCUUACCUAUGACGCCUAUGUCCGACAGUUUCUCUGAUUCUGCCUAUCAUGUUUUCCCCGCCACGCCCACCAGACAGCUUGGCUUCACGGGCCAAGCGCUUAGCACGCCCGGUAGUCAACUGGCACCUUCACAGACCAUGGACUAUCUCGUCAGCCAGCUCGGUUCUCAGAGUCUCAUCUCGGCUCCUUCUGCCGUGACCCGGCUUGACCGCUCGCCGAACGCAGUCUCCCAGUGGACGUACCCGAAUAGUCCCAUCAGCCUCGAUCGAGAAUCUCCUAAGAGUGUCAACAGCAACGACUCUCGUUCCAAGAGGGCGCCCAGCUCGGAGGACGAUGCGAUGGAAGACGUGUCAGCGACUACUUCCAGGAGACGGGCCCUGCUCGCGGGGGCUCGGCAGAGGACGACUGCACUUCGGCAACAAGUCGAGCAGUGGUCGCCAGCCAGCCCAACCAGCAUGCACGUACGGAUCAAGAGAGAAAGGAAGACUCGCGUGGCAGUACCGAAGGAUGGUGAAUCGCCCCUGACCAGUGUGUCGCGUCGCGGGACAUUCAAGUGCAUUUUUGGAUGCAAGAAGGUCUAUCUCAGGAAGGAGCACAUGGUGCGGCACGUGAAAACAAAACACGACUCGGAGGGCAAUAAAUACGACACGGAGGCAGAGAAAGUUCUUUACUGCAACUGGUGCCCGCACAAGACCAACCGGGAGGAUAAUUGGCGCUCCCAUCUCAAGUUGCACAUACAGGAGAGACCCACAACGGGCGGGAACAAGCCGCGGGUUCAAUAUUUCGAAGGCGCGGUGCUGGAAUAUCAAGAGGUGAUGAAAAGAAUCCAUCAGAAGCGAAAGGGCACGAAGCCCAAGAAGCGCUCUAACUCAGCUGCAUCAAUGGGUAUGGACAGGUUGGAUGGAAAUGGGUAUCGGCGCUUGGGCGUUGGACAUGGAGCCCGGCACACGAUCACGAUGACUGGAUAAGAACGACCCUCUGUAACAGGUGAUUUCUAAUGUGGGUUAUUCGGUUGAACAGGUACAUGGGAAUGAUACGGGAUAUGAACGGAGUUAGUGUGUUCGACAUAGACUCGCCCUGGUUGGAAGGUUGGUCAUGGGUAAUGUACUGUCAGGCUGUCUCUCUCAAACUGAAAAGCCGGAAUGGGCUGGCAAAACAUAGUG